Messenger RNA from Sphenostylis stenocarpa, 2502 nucleotides. The record is from the annotation of a GenBank genome assembly. Lineage: Eukaryota; Viridiplantae; Streptophyta; Magnoliopsida; Fabales; Fabaceae.
AUGGAGAAUUUACCAAGGGUUUUUUUUUAUACCCUGCUGCUAUUUUUGUGGGUUUCUACAGUCACAGCCUCGGUGACUUAUGAUCACAAAGCCAUUCUUGUCAAUGGGCAGAGAAGAAUUUUGAUCUCUGGCUCCAUCCACUACCCCAGAAGCACACCUGAGAUGUGGCCAGACCUUAUUCAGAAGGCCAAAGAUGGAGGCUUAGAUGUUAUUCAAACCUAUGUGUUUUGGAAUGGACAUGAACCUACUCCUGGAAACUAUUAUUUCGAGGAUAGAUACGACUUGGUCAAGUUCAUCAAGGUGGUGCAGCAGGCUGGUCUCUAUGUUAAUCUCCGUAUUGGUCCCUUCGUAUGUGCUGAGUGGAACUUUGGGGGGUUUCCUGUUUGGCUCAAGUAUGUUCCUGGUAUUGCUUUCAGAACAGACAAUGAACCUUUCAAGGCGGCAAUGCAAAAAUUUACUGAGAAGAUUGUCAGCAUGAUGAAGGCGGAGAAAUUGUUCCAGACGCAGGGAGGUCCAAUAAUUAUGUCACAGAUAGAAAACGAAUUUGGACCAGUGGAGUGGGAAAUUGGUGCUCCUGGAAAAGCUUAUGCCCAAUGGGCUGCUCAAAUGGCUGUGGGUUUAGAUACAGGCGUCCCCUGGAUUAUGUGCAAGCAAGAAGAUGCUCCGGAUCCUGUUAUUGACACCUGCAACGGAUACUACUGUGAAAAUUUCACUCCUAACAAGGACUACAAACCCAAAAUGUGGACAGAGAACUGGAGUGGCUGGUACACUGCGUUUGGUGGACCGGUCCCUCGUAGACCUGCAGAAGACAUGGCCUUCUCAGUUGUAAGAUUCGUACAGAAUAGUGGUUCAUUUGUUAAUUACUAUAUGUUCCAUGGAGGAACUAACUUUGAUAGGACAUCAGGUGGCCCCUUCGUUGCCACCAGCUAUGACUAUGAUGGUCUCCUUGAUGAAUACGGACUUUUAAACGAACCAAAAUGGGGGCAUCUGAGAGAUUUGCAUAAAGCAAUAAAGCUGUGUGAGCCAGCUUUAGUGUCUGUAGAUCCCACAGUGACAUGGCCUGGGAAAAACCUUGAGGUACAUGUGUUCAAUACUUCUGGUGCUUGUGCUGCAUUCCUAGCAAACUAUGACACCAAAUCUUCUGCAACAGUUACAUUUCGAAAUGGACAAUAUGACCUACCACCUUGGUCUAUCAGCAUUCUUCCUGAUUGCAGAACUGCAGUUUUCAACACUGCCAGGCUCGGUGCUCAAAGCUCUGUCAUGAAGAUGACUGCUGUGAACACUGCAUUCGAUUGGAAUUCGUACAAUGAAGAGCCUGCAUCGUCCAGUGAAGAUGAUCCCUUCACAGCAUAUGCACUCUGGGAGCAGAUUAAUAUCACCCGAGAUUCUACAGAUUAUUUGUGGUAUAUGACAGAUGUCAACAUUGAUGCAAAUGAAGGUUUUAUUAAGAGUGGACAAUCUCCUGUUCUUACCGUAAUGUCAGCUGGCCAUGCUCUGCAUGUUUUCAUUAAUGGUCAACUUUCAGGUACUGUGUACGGGGGAUUGGAGUUUCCUAAAUUAACAUUUAGAGACAGUGUUAAGUUGAGGGUUGGCAAUAACAAGAUAUCUUUACUAAGUAUUGCCGUGGGUCUCCCGAAUGUUGGGGUACACUUUGAGACAUGGAAUGCAGGGGUGUUAGGCCCAAUCACACUUAAUGGUCUAAAUGAGGGGACUAGAGACUUGUCUAAACAGAAAUGGUCUUACAAGAUUGGUCUCAAGGGAGAAGCCUUAAACCUUGACACUGUAAGAGGGAGUAGCUCGGUUGAAUGGGUACAAGGAUCAUCAUUGGCUAAGAAACAACCUUUGACAUGGUACAAGACGACGUUUAGCACACCAGCAGGCAAUGAUCCAUUGGCUCUAGACAUGAUUAGCAUGGGAAAGGGUCAAGUAUGGGUAAAUGGUCGAAGCAUUGGACGCCAUUGGCCUGGAUAUAUAGCACGCGGUGGUUGUGAGGAAUGUUACUACGCUGGAACUUACACAGAUAAGAAAUGCCAGACAAACUGUGGAGAACCCUCCCAGAGAUGGUACCAUAUUCCUCGGUCGUGGCUGAACCCAAGUGGGAACUAUCUGGUUGUGUUUGAAGAAUGGGGAGGGGACCCUAGUGGAAUUUCUUUGGUGAAAAGAACAACAGAAAGUGUUUGUGCUGAUAUAUAUGAAGGGCAACCAACUCUAAAAAACAGGCAGAUGCUAGACUCUGGCAAAAUUAAUAGACCCAAGGCUCACUUGUGGUGUCCACCUGGGCUAAAGAUCUCCCAGAUUAAAUUUGCUAGUUAUGGAUUGCCACAGGGAAAUUGUGGAAACUAUAGAGAGGGAAACUGUCAUGCUCACAGAUCAUAUGAUGCUCCUGAAAAGAACUGCAUUGGCAAGCAAUCUUGCAUGGUGACUGUAGCUCCUGAUGUUUUUGGGGGAGACCCAUGUCCGGGAAUUGCAAAGAAGCUGUCACUUGAGGCGCUGUGCAGGUAG